This is a messenger RNA of Octodon degus (degu), 933 nucleotides long. RefSeq names its product olfactory receptor 10X1-like. The record is from RefSeq and is a predicted model, not a curated record. The transcript has a single exon. Gene Ontology annotation, molecular function: G protein-coupled receptor activity; olfactory receptor activity. Gene Ontology annotation, biological process: G protein-coupled receptor signaling pathway. Gene Ontology annotation, cellular component: membrane. NCBI's taxonomy places the organism in Eukaryota, Metazoa, Chordata, Mammalia, Rodentia, Octodontidae. The coding region runs from base 1 to 933 and encodes 310 amino acids.
AUGAAGGUCAACCAGACAUUCAUACAGGAAUUCAUUCUUCUCGGCUUUUCACUUUACCCACAUGCACAGACAUUCCUCUUUGCGAUCAUCUUUUGUCUCUACUUUCUCACCGUGGCCGGUAAUCUGACCAUCAUGGGUUUAACUUGGGCAGACAGAUCUCUCCACAUACCCAUGUACCUUUUCCUUAGUGCACUCUCCUUCUCCGAGACAUGUUACACAUUAACCAUCAUCCCCAAGAUGCUGGCCGGUCUUCUGACCCAGAGCAGAAGCAUUUCUGUCAUAGGCUGCGGAUUGCAGAUGGGUUUCUUCCUGGGACUUGCUGGUACUAACUGCAUCAUCCUCACUUUAAUGGGCUACGACCGCUUCCUGGCCAUCUGCCAACCACUGAGGUACCCCUUUCUUAUGUCCAAUGUUGCCUGUGGAAGUUUUGUGGCCUCUGCCUGGGUUGCAGGCUUCCUUAUCUCUCUAAUAGAAACUGUGAAGAUAUUCAAGGGCUCUUUCUGCAGAUCCAACCUGGUCAAACACUUCUUUUGUCACAUGCGCGCAGUAGCCAAACUGUCCUGCACAGACAGUGAACACACAGAGUUCUUAGUCACAGUGAUUUCAGUGGGAGGUUUGCUGAGCACAUUGUUUCUUAUAAUCCUGACUUAUGUGUUCAUCCUUUCCACUGUCCUCAGAAUCCCUUCCACUGAGGGUAAACAGAAGGCCUUUUCCACGUGUGCCUCCCAUCUCACAGUGGUCAUCAUCCACUUUGGAUUUGCCUCUAUUGUUUUUUUGAUGCCAGAAACCUCAGGGGGUGAUGACACACUCAUUGCCAUCCCUUACACUGUUAUUACACCUUUCCUCAGCCCCAUUAUAUUCAGCCUUAGGAAUAAGGACAUGAAGAAUGCUUUCAAAAAGAUUUUAGGAAAAACACUUAUCAUAAAGCUGUAA